This is a messenger RNA of Callorhinchus milii (elephant shark), 3407 nucleotides long. Its product is annotated as solute carrier family 2, facilitated glucose transporter member 11. NCBI's taxonomy places the organism in Eukaryota, Metazoa, Chordata, Chondrichthyes, Chimaeriformes, Callorhinchidae. The transcript is spliced from 13 exons. Gene Ontology annotation, cellular component: membrane. Bases 25 to 1563 code for a protein of 512 amino acids. Gene Ontology annotation, biological process: monosaccharide transmembrane transport. The record is from RefSeq and is a predicted model, not a curated record. Gene Ontology annotation, molecular function: hexose transmembrane transporter activity.
CGAGAGAACCGCUCCCGCCACAUAAUGGCCGCCUCUUUACUGAAGCCGGCGGACCGGAGACCCGAGGGGAGAGAGAGGGACAGACAGGUGCCGAGCAGGGGAAUGCUCUUCACUGUCUUUGCAGCAGGUAUUGGAGGAACAUUACAAUACGGGUUGAAUCUCACGACUGUCAACGCAGCAACUGUUUCUGUUCAAAACUUUAUCAACGAGACCUGGACUGAACGCUAUGGAACGCAAGUGGAAAGCAAUUUCAUUGCAAUAAUCUGGAGUUUUAUUGUGACUGCUCACUUUGUGGGCGGAUUGAUGGGGUCACUUAUUGCUGGACCCAUGGCCAUCAAAUAUGGAAGGAGAAAUUCUCUGCUCCUGAGUAACAUUUUCAUACUUGUCGCCGCCCUAUUGAUGGGACUAAGCAAAAUAGCUAAAUCAUUUGAAAUGAUCAUAGUCGGGAGAAUCUUUUCUGGAAUCAAUUCAGGUGUGGCAUUGAACAUUCAUCCCAUGUAUCUCGGUGAAAGUGCAACAAAGCAGUUCCGUGGCUCAGUUACUCUGUCUUUCGCGCCAUUCACUGCAGCUGGACUCAUCCUGGGACAGACUGUUGGACUCAGAGAGGUUUUGGGGAGUGAUGAGCGGUGGCCGUUGCUGUUGUCCUCCUGCGCAGCCCCGGCUCUGCUCCAGCUGAUGAUCUUGCCGUGGUUUCCAGAGAGCCCCAGAUACCUGCUGAUCGACAAGGGGGACAAGUACCUGUGUUUGGAGGCGAUGAGGAGAUUUCAUGGAAACAUUGACCUCACCGAUGAGAUGGAGGAGAUGUUGGAGGAGAAGAGGGCAUCCGAAGGUCAGAAGUCGAAGAAUCUAUGGGAACUGUUCAGAGACGCCUCGGUCCGAAGGCAGCUGAUCAUCGUCUUUGUGUUGAGCAGUGCCAUUGAGUUAUGUGGGAAUGAUGCAAUGUAUUUCUACACUACCUACGUGCUUCGUGCUGCAGGAAUUCCUGAAAAGAAGAUCCAAUAUGCUGCGAUUGGUACUGGGAUCUGUGAGUUCAUGACUUCACUGAGCAGUAAGGAAUUGUUAUCCCAGCAGAGGCCUCGCUGGUCACCGAACCCCGAUAAAAGAAAGGAAUUGUGGAGCACCAGUGUUGAAAUCGCCUCACCUCACAGCAACCCAGAAGAUGCCCUGACCUUGAACAAGUUCAGCUGGAUGCCCUAUGUGAGCAUGAUCUGCCUCUUUGCCUCCAUCUUAAGCUUUGGAAUUGGACCAGCUGGAGUUACAUUUCUCUUACCCACGGAGAUUUUUGACCAGAAUUCACGGCCUGUAGCCUACAUGCUCAAUGGUUCCCUGCUUUGGAUCAACCUCCUUCUUGUCGGCAUGAUUUUCCCACUGUUUGUCAGUGGACUGGGGCCGUUCUGCUGCGUGCCGUUCAUUUGCGUCAGCUUCCUCUCCGUUUUGUUCAUUGGAUUCUUUGUGCCGGAAACCAAGGGCAAGACGUUGAUGGAAAUUUCCCAGGAGUUUCAGAAGCGAAACUUCAAGGAAGUCGGUCAGAACAUGUUGCGAGAACAAGUGAAAGAAUUAUAAAAUCACUCCUGUUGUCAUUGUUAGGGCAUAGUAUUCUAAUAUAAUACAAUACAAAAUUACAUUUGUAUAGUGCCUUUCAAGUCAGGAGGACGUUAUAUUGCACUAUAUUGCAAAGGCUUUAUAAUACAUUUUGUGCAUAGAGCUGCCAACUAGCAGCAGCCUGAUGUCAGCUCACCCAGCUUUCUUGGGUAACCUACAAGUUUAAUUGAGUUAAAGUCUGGUGACAGAGUUUGGGUUCAGUUCCUGCCCAGUCGCUGAAGAGCAGUUUGCGGGUUUACCCUAAACUUUGACAACAGAUACUUUUUCUGUGGCAUUAGGUUUCCAUGCAUGCAAUCGGUGUUGGGUAGUUAGCUGAUAUUCUCGUGAUUUUUCUGCCCUGUCUUAUGGUAAUGGCAAAUCUAGCAACAGGACAUCAACUCCAUAUACAAGCGAGUGUCCUGUCCUACAUCUACCCACUGCUAAUCAUCUGUCCACUCAAUCCGCAGAGCGGUUGAGAUUGUGAAAUGUUUGCAAAUCUUAAGCCAAAAUAUUUAACAUUAUGUAUGUACUCUUAACUAGCCAUGAAGCUUUUUCCUGAAGCUGCUCUAUAUAUAGAUCUAUAUUUUGCACAAAUUCUAUGAAAGUGGUUGUGUACCACCUCUGUAUUUAUGCUGCUUGGCUACAAAUUAUCUUUAAGUUAAUGACUGAAGAACUUCUGAGUAUUUUUCCAAACUGAGGUAAGACAAUGUUGGGGAGAGAGAGAAAGGUUGGGGCAGGGAGGAAAGAGACACCACAGUAUUUGAUAUUACAGUGAUUGUUUAACUAUGAAGGAAAAAAUCUUCGGUUUGUGCUGUGCAUUGUAUUUUCCUUGAUGACCAGAUAUCGACACUGACUCUCUUGUCCAGAAUGUGGCUGGUCCUGUUCAAUGUGAUUGCCCAGUUUUACUGUAAAUUGGUUGGAAUUUUUUUUUAUACAGUGAUUGGACUUAAACUGGGAGACAUCCAGCUUGGAGUAAGUAAGAUUGCUUUGUGUGCUUUGAUGUGGGAAGUGGUCACAUCUGCUGUUCUGCACUGGUGUCAGGUUGGGCGGAGGGCAUUGACCUCAUGGUUGCACUGAAAUAGAUGGACGGAUGAAUGAGUUGAAUGAACCAGCAACGAUGGUUGAAAUGGAGUGAUGGCAGGAGUGAGACAAAGUCAUCUCCAUAGUGGAUGAAAGGUAGGAUCUGCAUCACAGCUCAGGAAGGAAGGAAAGUGGCACUUUAAAAAAAAGAGCAGGUACUGGCAAGAGCAGUAAUAAGGUACGGAAAACGCAUUGUGUGAUAAUCAGCAAAAUGUUUGAAACUAAUCUGUUGUCUGGGUGAGUAAGUGAUUCUCUUCACAGAUAUUACAGAGUUAGAGGACGAUUUACAGUAUGCCCUGUGGGAGGGCAAGGUAUAGAUUUGUAUAAUCUUGCUUAUUUAUUAAAAUAAAUUAAAUGAAGUAGACCAAAGAUGAGCAAUGGACCUCGACAGUAUCCCGUGUAUUUCCUCCAAAAUCAUUGAAUACCGUAGAAGAAAGAAGCCAUCAAUGCGUGUCCUCGAUCCCUCCACACCUCAGCAUCUUGUUAAAGAAUCAGUGAAAAAACGUUAGAUCGGUUGGAAUGCAAGAAUGUGUGUCCAAGUCAAUGAGCUGGUGUUGAUGUGUUGAAUAUCGUUGUGUUUGCACCUUGAAGGUUUUCAGUAAUCUCUGAAGUUGCUGAAGAUUGAAUUCUCAGGUUUCUAAAAAGAACUUGUUGUAUUAUCACAUUCUGAGAGCAUACACGUAUUAUCAAAGACUACCACAAAUAUACAGUCAAUUCACUUUACAGUGUGUUCUGUGAAGCGCUUU